AUGAGCACUGCACCAGAUCCUAAGUUUCCCAAACUUCCGGGUUUGAUCUUUGGCUGUUCUCCAUCUCACCAUCGGAGAGGCCCAAUUAAGAUGCUUUUAGGUCGCUACAACGUCAAGUUGAGAAAUAAUGAUAAGAAAGAAGACUAUCUCCAUAAGCUUGUCGAACUCGAAAACUCAGUUGGCGAAAGAGAAAAAGAAGCACUCAUGAAAUGGUUAGCUGGCGACAAUACCUGUAAAGCUCUCGCAGCUUUAUUGGGUGAUGCUUUAAAGCCACCGAUCACUCCGAAGAAAACCGGUGAACCAGCAGCCAAGGAAGCAAAGCUGGUAGAAGCAGAAGACGACUUAAUCUUUGCCGCUGUCGAUGAGUGUAAGAUUUGCAUGGAAAAACUAGCACCAGAAAAGUUCCCACAAUCUCGCAUCACAAGUACAUGUGCACAUCAUCCAGCAGUCUGCAAUCAAUGCCUCACUCAACAUAUCGAUUUUCAAGUUCAAACCAAAGCAUCAGAUCGAAUCCAAUGUCCCGAGUGUCCCGAGAAGGUUUCUGAUACCGAGAUCAAGACUUAUGCCUCACCAGAGGUUUUGAAUAGUCCCACCUGCGAAUCAGGUCAAAUACAUACUGGACAAGAACAACCAAUGAUGACAUGUACCGCGUGUGGCUUCAAGACAUGCUUCAUUCACAAACUUCCAUGGCACGAAGAUCUUACAUGCGCAGAAUUCGACAUUCUCAACCAAGCUCGAGUCCAGCAAGAAGCAGCAUCCGAAGCAUGGAUUUCGGAGCAUACGAAACUCUGUCCAAACCCGGAAUGUGGGAUGAGAAUACAGAAGAAAAGUGGUUGCGAUCAUUUGACUUGCGAUUAUUGCCUGUACGAAUUUUGCUGGCCUUGCUGUGCCGAUUUUCGCGUCAUCAAGAAAAGAGGCAAUGAUUACCACAAGGAAGAUUGUAAGUGGCAUACGAAAAAUGAAAAUGGUCUACCUGGACAUGGUGGUGCAAGACGUCCUCCUGCUUCUGGACAACAUAGAGAACCCAAGGUAUUGACGGAACCAAAGGAGUCGCAGAAGUCAAAGAAAUCGAAGCCGUCGAAGGAUUCGAAACUUCCAGAGGCAGCAAAGGGACCAAAGGAAUCAAACGCCCCGGAGGAGCUAGUGGAAUCAAAGGAGCCGAAUGUUCUAGAAGAUGUGAAGCAGUCACUUGAAUCAAAAUUCUCGGAGGGUCUGAAGCAAUCUCAUGAUCCACAUAUGCCAGAGGAUCUGGAGCAGCCACAUGGACCGGUUAAUCCAGAUGGUCAGAAGCAAUUGCAUAAACCAAUUGAGUCAGUUGAGCCAGUGGAGCAAAUGGUCCCAGUGGGAGCAACGGGAUUAAAUCAACCUAGUGCUCCAGAGGAAGUGAAGCAAACACAUGGAUUCCAAGAUUCAUUUAAACCAGUGGAACAAUCGAAGUCGGCAGAGGCAAUGAGGUCAACUCAGCCAAACCCACGGAAACGACCUUGGGAGGAGUAA
Molecule: messenger RNA, 1497 nt
Organism: Sclerotinia borealis F-4128
Lineage: Eukaryota; Fungi; Ascomycota; Leotiomycetes; Helotiales; Sclerotiniaceae
Source: the annotation of a GenBank genome assembly